Klebsormidium nitens is the source of this 3057-nucleotide messenger RNA. The record is from the annotation of a GenBank genome assembly. Lineage: Eukaryota; Viridiplantae; Streptophyta; Klebsormidiophyceae; Klebsormidiales; Klebsormidiaceae.
CUCGGUUCUGCGCGUCUCUUGAAGUUGAUGGUCUCUUGAUCAGCUCCGAGUCUUGAUGUCAGCGAUCCUCAUCAUGCACCCUGCAUAGACGCGACAGCUUUGGAUUCACAAAAGUCUCUUGUCCCUGCAAAUCAAAUCAAUAGUACCUACCUAGGUGUACCGGUACAGAGUCACGGGCUACAGCUGGUGCUCUGAAGACAAUCAAGGGUCUUCAUUCUCAGGUUGCUCAAUCCAAACAAGGCAGUGGGACUACAUCCCAGCGCCCUAUCCAGCUGAGCUUUUGCAUGAAGCUAGAUCCACCAUCAUUUAGGAGGAGUGUGAACCAAAACGCAUUCUUUUUGUUCAAAGCUGCAAUACUCGAAAGGAGUGGUGAACUACAAGUAGCUGUCUUUGGCAGGGCCAUCUUGAGCUGUCUUCCAGCUGAAAAGCUUUGAGAAAUUCUAUUAAACCACUCCGCUUGGGGCAGCAUGGCUCCAAGUGCUGACGUCGAGGCUGGGGCUCCCCACUCGCCCCACAAGGUGGACACGAAUCCUACCCCACAGGUCACCUACAAGGAUUUUAAGAAGAUCAUCGACUACAAGAAUCCCAAGGACUGCAUUUUUGGAAACUACGAUUAUGGAUCAAUGUGCAUGCCCCGGUGGCCGUGGUGCACUGGGCGCUUCCCCAAUCUGAAGCCUACCCCCCAGCGCUUCUUCCCUGUGGACGAGCCUCUCCCCUGGAUGCUGGCACUCCUCAUGGGCUUCCAGCAUGCUGUUGCCAUGAUUGGUGGCAUCAUCGUCCCACCCCUGCUGAUCUCUGCCACCCAGGAUGACCCUGAUACCAAAUCAUACCUGGUCUCAGCCUCUCUCAUUGUCUCGGGCAUCUGCUCCGUCAUCCAGUGCUUACGCUUCAAGAUUCCGUACACCAACCUGUUCUACGGAACAGGAAUGAUCACAGUAACGGGGAAUGGAGUCCAGCAGCUGCAGGUCAUUCUGAUCUCCCUGGAGCAGAUGACGGCAGACGGUGUUCCUUGGAACGAAGCCUAUGGGAAGAUGCUCGGCACACUCUUCCUCUGCUCUUUCACCAUGGUCCUAAUCUCCUUCCUGCCUGAGAAGGCCAUCAACCGCAUCUUCCCACCAUGGAUUGCUGGUGUCACCGUCUUUGUUGGAGGCGUCAGUCUGGUCGGGGUUGGACUUUCGAACUGGGGUGGAGGUACGGGCUGCACCGAUGGCAAAACUCUCUGCAAGGGGAACGGCGGCGUUGAGCUCCUCUUUGGAAACGCCAACUACAUCGGCCUGGGAUUCAUUGUGUUUGCGUCCAUCAUAAUCAUCGAGCUUUUUGGAUCCCCUUUCAUGCGCAACGUUCAGAUCAUGGCUGGAUUCCUUAUCGGUUACCUGGUCGCCGCUCUGGCCAGGCACGACGGACAAAAGUACACAAACAACGCAGCCAUCAGCGCGGCGCCAGCUGGCCAGUUCCUCUGGCUCAGGACCUUCAAGAUCGGCUUCUAUCCGGCAGCGGUGCUUCCUCUUAUCAUCGCUGCCAUGGUCGACUCGUCGAACACCGUUGGCGACAUCACUGCAAGCGAGGAAGCUUCGGGGCUUGCAACUUACGGACCCGAGCACAACGCUCAUCUGCAGGGGGGUCUUUUGGCCGACGGUAUUAACAGCAUGUUUGCGGCCUUGGCGACUGUCACUCCCGUCCUUGUGUUUGCUCAGAACAACGGGGUUAUCUCCUUCACACUCGUGGCCGCCCGCGUGGCCGGCACCUUCUGCGGCUUCUGGCUGAUCGCCCUCGGCAUCAUUGGCAAGUUCGGAGCUUUCCUAGCCAACGCGCCCAACAUCAUUCUCGGGGGGCUGCAGACCUUCGUCUUCUCAACAGUCGCCAUGGCUGGAAUCCGGCUUAUGAUGAUGACCAACUUCACACGCCGCAUCAGGUUCAUCCAAGUGCUGGCGAUCGGAGUCGGUGUGGGUGCGACCCUUGUUCCCAACUGGGGGACCAAUGACCUGUGGCCCGUCACCCCCAGCAUGAGCACCUUCGUCAAGUCGCUCAGGAACAGCGUGACGAUCAUCAUGGGCACAGGCUUCGCGCUCGCCUUCGUCAUCGCGGUUAUCUGCCACAACAUCCUGCCGGAGGAGGAGGACCCCGCGGCGCUCCGCCUGGCUUAUAAGCGGAACGCCAUCGCGUAUGGCGCGACCAACACCGAGGAGGGCCUCACCGAGGAGGUCUACGCGAAGCAGCUCGCGGAGCUCCGCGAAGAAGAGGCGGAAGUGGCUCGUAUGAGCGCCCCUGGCGCGCACGCGAUGGCUAAGUAAGCUGACAUUGCAAUGGCGUCAGCAAGGCGUCCUUCCUUAAUGGGACGCUGUAAAGAGUGCACAGGGUGCAGGGUCAUGAAGUGCUUAUCGCGUUUGCAAACGCAUUGGUGUCUGUUCAUAACAAAACAGGUAUUUAUACCGGGUAGCCAAGCUUUUGCUUUAGUUACCUAGUCUGGAGAUUGAUGUCAGAUACGUCAUCUGUUUGGUGUAGCUUCAUUUCGUUUUAAUUGAAGCAGUCUAGAGCCUGUUGGGAUUUGACAGCUAGAGGUGGAAGUGGACUAUAUGUCAAAAGCACUCAAAUUUGAAGCUAGGGGUUGGAGAAUAGGGGCAAUGUCUUCUGGCCAUUGGGAGGGGUGUCAAUUUAACUACCUUGCAUGGUUUUUAUGACCGUGAUACACGAUCACGCAUACUAACGCCUGAAGCAGUCCUAAAGUACAUAAGAUCGUACUACAUACAGACGUACCUACAGUAGCAUAAGUGUAGGUGAGACGGCAUGGACGGUUCGGGAGGGCCGGGUCCGAGAACCCAGGAGCACCAUCCAGAAGUUCAAGCCUUGAUCUACUGUAGCUGUUUUGAUAGAGCAGGUGUACUAGCCACAGAAGUCUGAAACAGGGAUAAGUCUAUAACGAGUUCGACUGGCAACGUCGAGUCCAGCGUUUCGCUGGUAUAUUACCAACUUUCUAGGUAGUCCUUGAUUUUCAACUACGCAUUGAAGUUUGCAUCUCUGCUUCAUUGUACAUCCUUUGAAAAAGCCCUGGAUGCCCCA